This is a messenger RNA of Cyanidioschyzon merolae strain 10D, 1062 nucleotides long. Its product is annotated as pantoate--beta-alanine ligase. Gene Ontology annotation, biological process: pantothenate biosynthetic process. The record is from RefSeq and is a predicted model, not a curated record. NCBI's taxonomy places the organism in Eukaryota, Rhodophyta, Bangiophyceae, Cyanidiales, Cyanidiaceae. Bases 1 to 1062 code for a protein of 353 amino acids. The transcript has a single exon. Gene Ontology annotation, molecular function: pantoate-beta-alanine ligase activity.
AUGCGUGUGUUACGCACUGUUCAUGAGGUGCGAGCGCUUCGAAAUGACCUCCAACGAAACCGCAACAGUGCACCACGCGUUGCAGUUGUGAUGACCAUGGGUGCGCUCCACGAGGGACACGAGUCCCUGAUCAACGCUGCCAAAUCAUCGGGUACUUUUACGUUUGUCACGAUUUUCGUGAAUCCUCUACAGUUUGCCGCUGGUGAAGAUCUGGACCGGUACCCGCGCACAGAGCAGGCGGACCUUGCCCGUUGCGAAAAGCUAGGGGUGGACGCAGUCUUCGCUCCGCUGCACAGUGCGGAACUCUACCCCCGGGGGUCUGCAGAACAAACAGUGAUCGACGUCCCUGCGGGGCGGCCUAGUCAACAUCCGCGUAGUGAGGCCGCUUUUCGACCGACGUUCUUUCUGGGCGUUGCCACCGUUGUUUGUAAACUGCUACAUAUCGUGCAACCGGACGACGCAUGGUUCGGGGCCAAGGACGCCCAGCAGUGCUGUGUCGUGCGACAAAUGGUGCAGGAUUUGAAUAUGACGGUUUCCAUUAGGAUCGGACCGACUUGCCGAGAACCCAGCGGGCUCGCUAUGAGCAGUCGAAACAAGUACCUAACGGAUGCGGAACAGGCCACAGCAGCGGUCGUGUAUCGAGCACUGAGCGCGGGUCAGGCCCUGUGGACGGAGUAUCGAAAGCGGCGUUUGCAGCAGCGGCAACCGCUAACCUAUGGAGCUCUUUGGGAGGCAGCUACGGCCGCUUUAGAUGUGCUGAAGGCAGAGUCAGCGGUUUGUGUCCAGUACAUUGGCCUCUCCGAUGCAGAGGAAUGGCGGGAUCUCGGUGGAGGCUAUCCGUUGGAGCCACAGCCACCGGAUCUGCAGGCAGAUACUUUGUUACCGCAAACGCUUCUGGUAGCCAUUCUAUCAACAGCCGUUAUCGUCGGCUCAGCGCGUUUGAUUGACAACAUAGCGCUCUCUAUUUAUGAGGAGAAUGCGCCGGUCACGGGUACGGCAUCGUCGGAGGCGCUUGCCUCUGGUAUGCAUCCUUCGACAGUUACCAAAGUGCCGCGAUCAUAA